Leptomonas pyrrhocoris is the source of this 3986-nucleotide messenger RNA. Its product is annotated as putative condensin subunit 1. Bases 216 to 3986 code for a protein of 1256 amino acids. Gene Ontology annotation, biological process: mitotic chromosome condensation; meiotic chromosome condensation. The record is from RefSeq and is a predicted model, not a curated record. Gene Ontology annotation, molecular function: histone binding. The transcript has a single exon. Lineage: Eukaryota; Euglenozoa; Kinetoplastea; Trypanosomatida; Trypanosomatidae. Gene Ontology annotation, cellular component: condensed chromosome, centromeric region.
AGAAGGCUCGUCAAGAAGCGUGUCUUUUGUCGUCUUUUAUUUCCUGUGAACAGCGUAGUUUUCACACACGCAUUUCUGAGACAAGUAUGCGCAACAGCUAUUCUCUGUCUUAGAGCACAGUCAGUAGGUUCAGAUACAUUUGAGCUACUACAGGUUUCUUCUUUUGUGUGUGUAUUUUCUUCUUGAUCUGCUUUACAAACAUAGAGCAUAUUACCAUGGCCGCACUACCUGAAUUUUUCAUCCCUAACCACGUAGCUGAUUUAGAAGAUGCAGCUGUGAACGGUGACAAUCGCUAUCAUGUAGAAGCGGCCUGCGAGUUUGACGUCCCUGCUCGUCAUCAGCUGGAUGAUCUCACUCGCCUCUUCGACGCGUUGCAUCAUGAGAAAUCUCCUACUGCUCUCUUUACGAAACAUGAGCUUUUCUUGCCUCUCUACUCGUAUGUGAAAGCAAUUCGCAGUAAGUCGAGUCUUUCCAGCGAGGUCACUCGGGUGGCGCGACACAAAAUUUGCCACGAAGUCGGGGAACGUCUACGAAAACUGCUGCAGGUUGCUGUGGCUUUUCUGAAAAAGCAAAAGCCCGGUAGUACGGUCAAUGGCGCUCUCGAAAUUUGUCUGCGCUCUACGCUGAAAAUGUAUGUGUUCGUCGUGUGCAAUGUGUUACUUUCUGCCGCGCCUUCCGACGACGACGAACCUUCCGGGACGUUUUCUCAGCGCUCCCAUCGCAAACGCCCUCGACGAGACAUGGACACAAGCUUCGGCGACGACGGAAGUGGCGUAGACAUGGACGGACGUGAAUUGGUCUUGACGGCACUGGUUGAUUUUUGUUCUCCCGAGGUUGUUCAGCUUUGGCCAGACAGCCGCCUGGAGGAUUUGACGUUGAACUUGGUGGUCAAGACGUGUCUUCACAUGGUGACGUUGAAGCAGAACAUUGGCAGCGACGGGCAGUCCAUCGCAGGCGCAUUGGCUUUGCUGUUUGCGCGGACAAGCAGCUGCAUUUUGGCGAAGAACAGCUCUUCCAUCCCUUCAGAUCUCAUCUCCCCGCUUGUGGAGUUGGCGCUCAAGUCUGAGAGCGCUGCUCUAUUUCUUUCAAAACUCGUUUCAGACAUUGAACAGAGCGAGACAAGCGGCGCUUUCGGCGAUCAGCUCCUCCGUUCCAUUUUCGAGCACAUGUCACGAGCUGCUCUCUACGAGGCGUCCAGUGACGUCGCAGCAGCCAAAAACGUGGCCUGCUUUUUUAGCGAGGUCGCAAAGCGCAGCAUCAGUGUGAUGGUGAGGAUGGCGGACCUGGUCCUUCCUGUUCUGCAAAGCGAGAAUUACGAUAUCAGGAAAUCAGUGAUCACUUGCCUUGCGGAAAUGGUAAUCCAACGUUACACAGGACACGCACGCAACUCGGAUGACGACGUUGUGCGCAGCUCGUACCUGAACGAGCUGCUUUUCCGUGUCAUGGACGUCAACGCCUUUGUGCGCAAUCACGCGCUGCACACCUGGGAGAAACUGGUAGAAGGUCGAGCGGUGCCGAAGCGCUACCACCUGGCGCUGAUGGAGACCUUGGUUGGCAGGCUAGAGGAUCGCAACUAUCUUGUGCGUGACUCCGCCAUGACGGUCAUCUCUUCUGUACUCAAGAAAAACUGGUUUGGAAAUGUGCUUAACAGCGCCUUGGUCAAGGCGAAGGUGGAGGAGUCCAUGAUCGAGGGUGUCUCGUUGUUCGGCGAAGCCGCUGCGAUGAGCGCCGCGCUGGAGAAGCUGGCCUCACAGUUUCAUCCUCUCGCUGAAGUGCUUGAAGAUCCGCUGGAGAAUAAUGACGAACGGGCGGCAGCGGUGGAGCAACGAAGGGAGCGCGAACACGAGGAGGCGCCGCUAACGGAAGAACAAGUGGCCACACUGAAUCGAAUCGUGUUUUACCAAAAUACACUCGCUUUUGUGGAGCUGAUCAAGAAGGCUCUGCAGUACGCGUGCGUCUUGCUCGACAGCAGAACGGAACGAGACGUGAUUGAAUCGAUCAAGCUGAUCGUCGCAUGCUCUGAAUACCGUGUGGAAGGGGGAGAAACGGCGUUCCUCAAAGUCAUCGUCAUGGUCUUUGAGGGGGAAAUGAAAAUUCAGUUCGCGGUCCGUGACGCUUUUACAGAGGUCGUCUUCAACGCGUUCAACCGCGCGGUUGUCUCGACUGGGACGCGGGCGGCCGCGAGCGCGCAAAAGCUCAUCAGCCUCCUGCGUUACGCCUCGGAGGGCGAGGUGAGCGCGGUGGAUCGUAUUUUCGGCCUGCUGAAGGUGAACCCGGCCUUUGCGCGCCAUCUCUCUCCUCAGUUUGUGGAAGCCAUUUGGAGCAUCGCAGAAGGCUCCAUCGAUGCCGACUCCACCGAUGACGAUCGCCGGGUGGCCAUGCGCAUCUACAGUCUCCUCAGCAAGUACGUUUGGAAGGACUUGCGCACGCGCAACGACAGCGUCGUCGAGUUUCUCUGCUCCGACUCCCAAAAAGACAACAUAUUGCUCUCCUACGUCUUUGCCGCCCUCCAAAACGAGUCCCUCGACCCGCAGUUUCGGCCGAUACCCGCCGACGAAGACGUUACGCGGCACCCCAUUCUUCGCCACGUCCUCAACCACCUGUGUCGCCGCACUACCGGGAUGGCGUCAUGGAUGAUUCUCGCCGAGGCCGCCGUCAACGUGCUUCACCACCUCUGCGAGGUGCCAGUGACGGUGUACAACUACGUAUUGGAGUACUACGGCGCCCGCCCCAACCUCGACGAGGAACCAAACCGGAGAGCGCAGUUUCUCUUUCUCCUCGGCCACACGGCCCUCAAGCAGCUUGUCGCGGUGGAGCAGGCGGAGAAGAUGGAGUUGAAGGCGCUGGAAGAGCCCGCCAAAGCCGCGCGGGCCUCACAGCACACAAAAGACGCCACGGAUUCGAUGCACAAAGAAUUGGGACUGGGCUCGCACGAGUUUCAGAGACACAAUAUACAGCAGCUGGCACUGAAGCGGAAGCUGGCGAUCAUCGCGCCUGGAUCCGUUUGGUUCCGCUACACCGACAUGAUCGUAUCCGCCUGCCGCAAAAAGGCCACCAUCUUCGCAGAGAAGCCCUACGAACGAGUCUGCGCUGUGUUAGCGUUAUGCCAGUACAUGAUUGUCAACGCGACAUUUUGUGCGGAGCAGUUGAACCUGUUGUUCACCAUCGUCGCCGACAAGCGCGAGUCCUGGAUUACGAAGGUGAACAUCGUCAUCGCACUCGGCGACCUUGCGUGCGUCCACCCCAACCUUCUCGCACCCUACCUUAGCGUCCCCACCACUGGACUAUUCAAGCUGUUGGUCGACGACGACGUCCGCGUGCGUGCCGUGACAAUUCAGGUGUGCUCGCACCUCGUGCUAGGCGAGAUGCUGCGCAUCCGGGAUCACCUGUACACUAUCGUGGAGCUGGUUGCCGACCCCGACAAGGCGAUCGCCAGCAACGCCGUCACCUUCGUUCAGAAUUUGGCGAUGAAGGAGAAGGAGAGGACCGGCAACCUUAUCCCGCCGCUGGUGAGCAAGCUCAGCAGUCGAAUGCCAGCGGAGAAGUUCCAGCUUGCAAUGCGGACGCUGCUGGAGCGCGUCGAAGGUGACAAACCGACUGAGUCGCUGAUUGAACGCCUCUGCCAGCGAUUCACACCGUACGCUGAGCGCAGCAAGAAGAAGCACGCGCUGGCGCAGAAUAUCGCGUUCUGCCUGAACGAGCUGAACUACACAACGCAGCGCGCUACAGGACGUCUUACUUCCGAGCCCUGCUACCAGCAGUACAAGCACUGGCUGCGCAGCCCCGAGGUGUACGAGUACUUCAAGUGCAUUGCGGCCAAAGUGAAAAAGCAGGGCCGCGGCGGCCCGGAACGCAGAGAUCGCGCAUCCAUAGAGGAGUGGGAAGCUCGUAUGCAGGUAGACUCAUGCACGGAGGUCGACGACGAUGAGGAAAGGCCGGCUGUCGGAGCUGGUACAGAUGUUGUGGAUGACGCUGCCGAUGAGUAA